GAAUUUUAUACAGGCAAAUCUAAAGUCACCGCACAUAUUUUACGUCAUCCCAAUCACCAAAAGAAGUUACCGCCGCCAUUUUGGCUCAAACAAACUCCGCAUUUCACUUAAUACUAAAAAAAUAUAUUUGUCUCAAGCAAAUCGCCGUACUCAGUACAUUAAAGAGACGGCCUGCAACGCUAUUGUUUACUGAAGCAACUAGGAUCUAUUUUUUGAAGCGAAAAGUUUUUAUUAAUACACCUGCUAAGUCCUCUGCUAGCAGACCUCUAUCGUUACGUGUUAUCGUUGUUUUGCCCAGAUGAAAAGUUACACAUUUGGCGACUGUAAAUAAAAAUGGGUGGAUGCUCCGCUCCAAACUGCUCGAACUCCACAUCUAUAGGAAAGCAGCUGUUUCGCUUUCCCAAAGACCCCGUGCGCACGAGAAAGUGGCUCGUAAACUGUCGCCGUGAUUUUGUACCGACUCCCUGCUCGAGACUGUGCCAGGAUCAUUUCGAAGAGAGUCAGUUUGAGGAGAUUGCCAGAUCACCAGCAGGGGGAAGGAAACUCAAACCCAAUGCUAUACCAACACUUUUCAAUGUACCGGACCCUCCCUCUCCUGUUACCCCUCAGAUGGUGUUACCUGUUAAAAAUGAGCCAGUGGAGAAGGACUUGAACAUGGGGGACCAUGGUUAUGCCCGUCGCCAGCCCCCUGUGGAUUCAGAGGAGGAUGGAGUUCAGGGGUCAGAGGAGGAAAGACCCUGCUCUCUCUGCCAGCAUUACAAAACCAAACUGGAACAGCAACAGCAGCACACAGUCAGACUGCAGAGAGAGGCAGAAGAGAUGAAGAAACGUCUUUACAAACUGAGUAAAAUCGAGAAAGGGCUUCAGAUGUUCCUGUAUGAGGAUCAGAUACGUGCCCUAACGUUAGCCAAACGUUCUCGAAGGGCAGUGUGGUCCCAUGACACUUUACUGACAGCCCGAAAAAUCCGCUGCGCAGUGGGAGUUAAAGGCUACGAAUAUCUCAGGGAACUGGGCUACCCCCUGCCAUCUUACAGGACGCUGUGUAAUCGCCUGGAGCCCAAAAUGAUGGUGACCACAAGCAUGCAGGAUGAACUGGCAGAACUUGGCCUAGGCAUCAUAACUGCUUGUGACAGUCCAGAGGGCAACACGACGGGUGAUGAAGGACUCAUUGGAAUUAUGACAUAAGAAACUGCACUAAUGCUCGAACUGACUGUUAAAUCUGCCAAAGGCCAUACUAUAUAGCAAGAAUCACAUAGGACAUUUCUGUCAACUGGGUUAAUUUAUUUUUGGGUUGCAUUUAAAACCUUUUACAUAAAUCCUUCACGAAUCUGAAGUUGGUUCAUUGUUUUCUGAGUUAUUGUUUUCUUUUCUCCAAGAAAGGAAGGAAUAUUUUGCUCUUGCUACGUUUAGCUAGACAGUUGUUUGUUGUUUAUGUAAAUAUUAAGGAACAUUUGGGAAUCACUUUAGCUGGAAUCGUUGAAUCAAUGCUGAGAAUCAGACCUGGAAAGUUAUUGGUACAAGCGAUAUUGGUAAAGGUUGAAAUUGGCGUUAUAUAAAGUGUAAUGCUGUAUCUUGUAUUAUGUUUGACCUGUAUCACCUAGUGAAAGAGUUUAGCUGUCAUAGAGGAUUCACAUCUUACAUUUCUAGAACCACCACAUGCAACUGCCACUGAGGGUACUGAUAAUUCUGUUAGGAAACCAGAAUUUCUGGUUUUAUCUUUCCCUUUACUUACACUUUGCCACUGCCGUCUGAGCAGAUUUUUAUUAAUUUAAGAUGUUUCAUUGACGUAUCCCUUUCUUUGACAUUAGCAAUUACAACUGUUUCUCAAAAAUGCUCCCUCUUAACUAUAUUUUGCAUAAUCUUCAUCAGGGUUUUACUGCGUCACUAGAAACAAGUUCCUUAAUUGUUGGCUUUUAUGCCUCCGUGGAGAUUUUGCCUUCUAAAGGUUGUUGCUCCAUGAAUCAGAGUUUGUACUUUGGUCCAGUCAUUUUAAAGGUGAACACUGCUGUUUGCAAACUAAAAAUCAAUCACUCUGUCCAUUGGAUUGUGUAAGACCCUUUAAAGAAUGUUUUGUUCUGUGUAAAUGAAGGAAUUAUAUUAACUUUUGCAAGUCUGAAGCCAGAUAAAGAUGUUCUUAUUUAUAUAGGCUGCAUUUAAUUCAAUAAUGGAUGUCUGAGACCCCAGGCUUUUUUAUAAAAGGGUAUGA
Messenger RNA from Triplophysa rosa, 2206 nucleotides. RefSeq lists its product as uncharacterized. The record is from RefSeq and is a predicted model, not a curated record. Lineage: Eukaryota; Metazoa; Chordata; Actinopteri; Cypriniformes; Nemacheilidae. The transcript is spliced from 4 exons. Bases 334 to 1185 code for a protein of 283 amino acids. Gene Ontology annotation, molecular function: sequence-specific DNA binding.